AAGAGGAAGGUGGUGUGGAGAGGAAGAAAGGAGAGGGGGAGUAAAUGCAUGCUGCAGAGAGCGUGUCGCCAGUGCGGAGGUGACAGCGGAGAAUGGCUACGAGGCCGUCCGCCCGGCGAGUUGUGACCGCGGCGAGCGAGGACAACCUACCCGCCUCAUUCCCUCUGGAACCAGCGUGCUGAAAGGAACCGAGGGGCAAGGGUAAAGGAAUGGCUGAUCCUCUACGGAGGACUUUACUAGCGAAACUCCGAGGGAAGAAAUCCAAGAAAGGAGAGACGCUCGGCGCUGGAUUGGACUCCACUGCUGCUGCUGCUGCUGCUGUGGCGGCGAAUGCGGGCCGAGAAGGUAAAGAAAAAGUUUUGGAAAUGGAGCGAGACUUCGCCCAGGCUUGCCCGCUAGUGUCGCUACCAGGGCUGGAUUACAUGGCAGAAAGAAUGAGUACGUAUGAGAAUUGUAUUGACGGACCAGUGGUACAAACCGAAGGUUGUGACUCGCAGUUAGCCGGCUCAUGUCCUCCGGAGCUCGGCAGCGGGGGCGGGGUUCGGGUUAAUGGGCCGCUCCUGGGGGGCUCACUUCAAAGAGAGGUGCAGUUUGGGGGGUACAUGAUUAGAGAGGCUGAUACGAGCCACUGGGAUCCUGCUUCUGAUGUCAGAAUCACCAUUUCAGGUUCAGGAGGUGUGUCGUUUGGAGAAACCCAGAAGAAACAUUUCGUCUCGGUUCCCUGGCAGUGUGGCGUUGGGGAUUCAAUAGGAUUCGGGGACAAUUCAAGCCAUAUUUAUUCCAACGAACGAACUGGGAUUUGUAAUACAUCAGAUAGGGAUCCUGUUGUCAAAGGACAUUCCCAAUGUGUGUCAAGGACUGUAGUUACUGUAAAUAUACACAACACAAACAAGAGUUUUGACAACCAGCAAAGUUUGGACACAUCUCUGAUCUGUGGUAAUACAGAAGAAAAUCUUUUCAGAACAAUUGAGAGUUUUGACCCCGAAUACUCCGGUGGCUUCAGGUGCCCUCUGCAGAGCCCUGCGGUCUUUCCUACUGAGCUAGAAAUGUGUGAUAUUAACAUGGCAUCCAUGUGCGCCACAAAAGGACCACUCAGGCGUCCAUUAGACAGUGAGGAUGAUGAUUAUUAUGAUAAUGAAAUUCUGCCUUUUUAUGAAGCUGUCAGAGCAAAAACCGCGGGUGAUAGUGAUGUUGUGCCGCUGCCCCACGUAGGUCAGGAUGAAGAACAAACUGAUGAGAGUCCCAGUGCCCAGGAAACAGACAGACUUAAGAACCAGCUGAAAGAGGCUUAUUACCUCCUGAUUAACGCUAUGAAUGAUAUCAGUCUGGAUGUCCAGCAGGUUAGUGGCAAUUUAACCGAGUAUCAAACCAUCUCCUCCUGUAGUAGCCACUCUCAGGAUAGCUUGUGCUCAAGGUUGUCUGGCAAAAUCAUGGACAGUGACUCCUGGUCCUCCGGGGGUGACCCCAGCCCUCAGCAGGUGUCUGACACUGAAUCCCUAUUGCUGUGCCUAAGUGGAAACCACGAGUUAGACCUCAAAAGCGCACUGACUAGUAAGAGCAUGAUGAACCUGCGUGUUGCUAAGCGAAAACCCACUUUAGUGCGCUCUGCUAGUGACGGCGCCAUCAGGUAUCAAGGUGGACCUCUGCUUUGCACAAAUCCUCUUAGAACCAGUCCGGUCAUUUGUGACCAUGAACUGAUUCCCGAGCUAAAAUCAGAUAAAAAGAGCGAAGAUGGCGAAGUUAAAACAGUGUGUGACUCUUCGAACCCUCUGAUGGUCUACAACGAGCGUUUUCAAGAAGCUGCUUGUGAGGAAGACCAAAGCGAGCACCUUGCUGAAAGCAGUGGUUCAGUCAAUAGCCUCACUGGUUCUUCUGACAGCAACACAGAAGCACCAGCAACUCCAGAUCAUGACGACAAGCAGCAGUCGACUGGGGUCCGAGCACACAGAGCCAACUCAGUCAACAAAGGACACGGUGUUACAGUCAAUAAGAUGCAAGAGUGGAUGCACAAAGGCCGACUGUUGUCAUCGGAAAUGAAGCAACGCAUAGAAGGCUCAUCCUCGUCCCGCGGUGGGAGCCAAAAUCAAGAGCGACCGUCUCUGCAGGUGACCCAGGUGGCGUUGUGUAAGCCAGGGGUCCAAACAUCCAGCAGAGUGGUAAAAUCGGUCAAGUCCCCUGCAAGCAAGAUACCAUGGCAUCCAGCUCUCAAUGACAAUGUCCCAACUCAAGGGGCUACCAAGGCCACUGAGCUUUCAACAUGGCGACCACACCUCCACACCAUCACUGUCGCUAAGAAGCGCAACUGGCUGCAGCAGAGCUCCCUUGGAAAGAACCAUUGCACGAAGGAAGAGCUGCAAGGCAAGCUAGGAGCUGAGGAGGAGGCCUGCCAGUGCUCCACACUGCUGCCUCCUCCUCCUAGUCCCUCCCCAGAGCAGCUGAGAGGUUCAGGGGGAGCACCGUCGCGACCAGAUCAUCUGCACCUUCCCAAGGUCAGCGUCACUCAACCGAAGACGUCACCUCACCCAAGGAGCGUAGACCCAACAGAGGAGAAUGAUGCCGAUGAUGAAGGCGAGAUCUGGUACAACCCAAUCCCUGAAGACGAUGAAGUUGAGGUGUCCAACAGACCCUCCGUCCGACUGCUCAUCGCCCAUCGAUCUGAGCCCCAGAGGAGACCCAGUAAGGGACGGGAUGCGGCUCGCAACGGGGGAACCCUGGAGACCAGCGGUCCAGAGUCUCAUGAGGAAAGCAGUUCAGCAGAUGGGAGUCAGGGGAAUGCUGCACAUUCCACAGAGACGCUACAUCUGCACAGACAGAUGCUUGCGUGCAAACCACAGGAGGAGGGAGGACAUUCUACCAGCAAAUCUAUAGAUGUUCCUGACAUGAGCAAUACCCUUGGCUUCUCCCCACCCUCCAGCCCAAACCCCACGAAGAAGAGCAGCUCCAUUAAUUGGUCAUUCCCAGACAAGAUCAAGUCUCCGCGCACAGUCAGGAAGAUCUCCAUGAAAAUGAAGAAACUUCCAGAGCUCAGUCGGAAACUCAGCGUCAAGGGCCAAAGCAGCAGUAACGCCAAUGGAAGUGGUCAUAUAGAGCACAGAUCCCAGUCACUCCGAGCCACCGGUGGAGGGUCUGAAGCCCCCCAAACAUCUGGCUCUCAGAGAUUAGCUGCAUCUGGGGUUGGGCAGGCCAGCCGGAAUGUGAUCUCACGCUAUCACCUCGACAGCAGCGUGUCCACACAGCAUAGCUUCAAUAAGAAGAAAAACAAUGGGAGUUCCAAAUCCGCCAGCAAAGGGGGGUACUUAAGUGAUGGCGAUUCACCUGAACUGGUGGCUAAAUCUGGGAAGCACGGGUCUGUUGAGAGUAAGGGGGGGAGGGGAAAGGACACAGAUGGAACUGGUGGAAGCUCAAAAUUAAAUGGCACAGAUUUGGACAUUGAUGCUUUCCGCCAUUACAGCUUCACAGAGCAGCCCAAAUGUAGCCAGUACAUCUCCGGACUGAUGAGCCUGCACUUUUAUGGGGCAGAGGACCUGAAACCGCCUCGCAUCGAUUCUCGCGACGUUUACUGUGCCAUCCAAGUGGACUCUGUUAAUAAAGCACGAACUGCUCUCCUCACAUGUCGAACUACCUUCUUGGACAUGGACCACACUUUCAACAUCGAGCUGGAGAACGCCCAGCAUCUGAAGCUGGUUGUGUUCAGCUGGGAGCCCAUGCCGAGACGAAACCGUGUCUGCUGCCACGGGACGGUGGUCCUGCCUGCACUCUUCAGGGUAACACGUUCCCACCAGCUGGCGGUCAAGCUGGAGCCUCGCGGGCUCAUCUAUGUCAAGCUGGGCCUGAUGGAGCAGUGGCAGAACUCUUUGGAUGGAGGACCAGAUGGAGACAGGGAGCCCCAAGUUUUUGGUGUGGAAGCGUGGCGAGUGGUGGAGAGGGAGGACACCGGGCUCAUGGUGCCGCUGCUUAUAAGCAAAUGCAUCAAUGAGAUCGAGAAGCGGGGUUACCAGGUGGUGGGGCUUUACCGUCUUUGCGGCUCUGCAGCUGUAAAGAAGGAGCUACGGGAGGCGUUCGAGAGAGACAGUGACGCUGUGGAACUCUGUGAAAACACCUAUCCUGACAUCAACGUCAUCACAGGUGUAUUAAAGGACUACCUACGAGAGCUACCCUACCCUCUGAUUACCAAGCAGCUGUAUGAGGCAGUGCUGGACUCCAUGACCACCAGACCUCUGAGGAUGGGAGCAGGGGGCUGUGAGAACGACCAGGCUGACUCAGAACACACCGUCAGUCUGCUGGACAACCUGCCUGAGGUGGAGAGGAUGACACUGCGGAAACUUCUUGACCACCUCAAGCUGGUGGCGUCUCACCAGGAAGUCAACAAAAUGACAUGUCAGAACCUGGCGGUGUGCUUCGGACCGGUGUUGCUCAGCCAGCGCCAGGAGGCGUCCUGUCACAGCAACCGGGUCUUCAUCGACUCAGAGGAACUCGCCAGUGCACUGCACUUCAAAAAGCACAUUGAAGUCUUGCACUACUUGCUGCAGCUCUGGCCAGUUGUGGACCCUCAUGACCAGUCCUCCUCCACCGAAGCUUCAUCAGUUCCAGCUUCUGACUCGCUCACAGCUCCUCCUCUACGUCGGAGAAAAGAGCGCCCUCAGGUGUUAAAUCUCACAGAAGCGGAGAUGGCUGGCGUUUUGCGUCCCAAACCUGGACGUUUAGACAGUCCGAGUAACCGUUACGCGGGCGACUGGAGUGACUGUGGCGAGAGUUACUUCCCCUGUGAGUUUCCACUUCCUUCCAGCAAAGAUGAGGCAGACUACGACGACGUGCCCUCAGAGGAUAGCGAAACAGAACAGCCUGAGGAUGCAGAGGAAGCCACUUUGCAGGACGUUAGCAACACUUUGCCUGGUCCUACUGAUCAGGAGCAAACUCUCAGCAAUAACACGGAGCAGGAGGAGAAACAGCCAGAGCAGGAGGAGGAGAAGCAGGAAGAGAGCAACAAUCAGUUGUCGGAGGAAGAGGAGGAGGACAAGGAAAGCAUGUGCGAGCACAUCUUGCCUCCACGGCUGCCCAAGGAGCACACAUACCAGGCUUACAUGAAGAUUCAGGACAUCAGCCCCGUGCUGAGCAACAGGGUCAACCUGAGAGACCUUCAGGAGAGCAUCGACACUCUCAUCGGGAACCUGGAGAGAGAACUCAACAAGAACAAGAUCAACGUUGGAUACUGACUGAACUCUCUUUAAAUCCUAACUUAAAGGGGCACUUCUUUCCCACGGACAUUCCUUCGUUUUCCUUUGACUUUCCCCGUCACGUUGUCUUACUUUGUGUUGUCGUUUAGCUCAAGUUUCAUGUUUCAUGUUGUUUUCUUCUUAUUAGAAGAACCCACUGACCCCCCUCGGGGGUUUAAAAGGUGCCUUAAUUGUGUGAAGGUGGUCCACCGCAUAGAAAAUCCACCCUGAAACAUCCUGCAUCCCCAUCUCAGUGCUACAGUAUGCAGACUCCCAUGCUUUUCCACUGCAUGAUAAACAAUAAUCAGUCAUAUCAUACAAACAUAUAUUCACUUUUUAAAUGUAUUAGUUUCAAACUACUUUUUUUUUUCCUGGCUAAGGCUUUUGAAGCAACAUUUGUCAUGGAGCACUUCCACAUUUUCUCAGCGGUAGGAAAGAAUUUCAGACGCAUUAGAACUUUCAAUUACGUAUUGCUUUCCAACAAAAAUAGGCAUUUGGGUUGUGAAAAAAAAAAUAUGUGCUGAGAAAACAAAUCAUCAGAAAAGAAAGGCUUGCUUCAUCAUUUUAGCCAUGGAAGAAAUGCUUUCAAGGCCAUUAUUAGUGAGAAGACCUGACUGUGUGUUCCUGAUGUUCCAUGGGAAGAACUCAAUAUUUGGCUCAGUUUCUAGCGUGAACGCUUGCUAUUUAUGACGUGGGGGGGGGGCAGUCAUUUUUAUAUUGCACUUUCCUACAUAUAGGGUGCCGAAAACCAGAACAUCUACAUUUCAUACAUUAAUUACAAACUACAAAUACAGUACGGAUACAGAAUCAGCACCUCCAAGUACGAGUACGAGCGGAUUUAGUUAGAAGUUACUGGUCGAUUUAUGUUCCUACACUCACCUAAUAUGGUCAUGGGCUUUGGGAGGGACCGAAAGGAUGAUAUCACGGGUACUAGCGGCCAAAAUUUGUUUUCUUCGUAGGUGGUUGGGUUCUACGUUAGAGAUAAGGUGAGAAGCACACCCACCAAAAAAGAAAGAAGAGGCUGCAGGGAGCCACAUAAUCUCCAUGGAUCCCUGCAGAAGAAAAUCACGCUAUAAACCUUGCAAUCCUUCUUGCACUCGUGUUCCCAGCAUCACUCGUUUUUUUUUCUGCUACAGUCCAAAUAGAAGCUGUAGUAAUUCUACUCUUGAUCAAAGUUACUUAAGAUUUGUCAGAUCAAAACCGCCAUUGCUGCACAAUACUUUGAAACGUGAUAUUGAUAAAUCCAAUUCACUACUUCCUGACUGCACUCUAAGCAUCAUGGGAACUGUAGCAUUCAAACAUGGUCAAGACCGAUGUUGUCGGGCACUUCUACUUUAACUGGGCUUUUUAUGUUCAUUUUCUCUUCUAUGGUGAUGAUGGCUGUCCUUUUCUUUCAUAAUGAAGUGAAAAAAGUCAAAAACUCAAUCACGCUCCAUAACUCAAUAUUGCCUCAUGAGGAAUGAACUGGUAUUGCAAGACAUGGCCGAACCUCGUGUACGAUUCUUUAUGCUUCUGCUUCUUGUAAAAUGCCGCUAAAUGGGAAACUGCCAAAAUCACCAACGGAUGUUUUCAGCAAUCCAGGGAUAAAUUCCGACUAGACAGUAUUUAACCUAUAUGAUUAUGUAUAUAUUAAUAUAAAUGUAUUGGGAGUGUAUUAUUUUGACAGCUUGUAUUCCGUGGUGUAUUUAAAUAUUUUUGAUGACCUUGUAGUGUUGACUUUGUAGGAAUAGUCGCUUUUCUUCCAUUCAAGCUACCUGUACACAUCUUAAUGUGCUGGACUAACGGUACAACUUAAGCUGUAAAAUCGAUGAUAAUAUCAGACGUGAUAUUGUUAUUUUUGUCAUAUUGUGUAUAUAUUUGAGCUUUUUCUUUUUUUCCGGUGGACUGAGCUGUGUUCAGCAUUUUAUGUGUUGUGAUAUAUAUUUUUUUAAGGUACUGGAUGUCGCAUGGUCAACAGCUUUACUGACACAAAUAAGGCUGUUUCUCAUCUGUAUUUAUGUGUAAAAAGAUGAUUUUUGUAAUGUGUCACUAUGUUCCCAUGAUAGAGAGAUGAAUGCAUUGCUUGGGUAUUUUUUCCCAGAGGACCAAUUUUUAUAUUUUCAUCCUUAAAGCAACACAAGCAAGAGUAGUGAAACCCACAUAAGGUGAAACAUUCACAUGAAAAUGUAAUUGCAUGCUAUGAUUUUAUUAUAGUUGUCAGCACUGCUCCAAAAGUGAUAUUUAUGUGUGGAUGCAUGAGUAAAUACACAACGGGAUGUUUUCAACUUGUCCUCUGGAGAAAAAAGGCAGCAUUUCAAGCAUAAAGGAAACUUUGUAUGGCUCCUAAGUAAUGUAUGAUCAUAAUAAAGUCUAUUAUUUUA
Doryrhamphus excisus (bluestripe pipefish) is the source of this 7573-nucleotide messenger RNA. It is a transcript of the gene syde2, whose product is annotated as synapse defective 1, Rho GTPase, homolog 2 (C. elegans). Lineage: Eukaryota; Metazoa; Chordata; Actinopteri; Syngnathiformes; Syngnathidae. Gene Ontology annotation, biological process: regulation of Ras protein signal transduction; cell migration; signal transduction. Gene Ontology annotation, cellular component: synaptic membrane. Gene Ontology annotation, molecular function: GTPase activator activity. The record is from RefSeq and is a predicted model, not a curated record.